AUGAAGUUAAGACAGAGAGCCGUUAUCUCCGGUAUAGGACUCACUACAUUAACACUACUUUAUAUAUUUGUUGAAACUGUUCACAAAGUGAAUCCUGACAAACUACCUGUGUUUAUAAAGAAUUCGUUGUCUAACACCGGUCAACAUUAUGACGCUUCACAUAUUUCUGCAAUUCGAAAGCGGCUAAAUAAGAGUAAUUACACUAGUGAUGACUUCAGCCCCGAGGGAGGGGGCGAUAAAGUCCAGGGGGUAGAGAAAAAUGCCCUACCAUCAUCAGAUGAUCGACGACCUCGUAAAGACGGAGUCGAAAAGUGGGUUGUUUCACCUCUUUCGAUGAGAAUCAAUGAAACGGAUUCAGAAGUGGAUAUGCUACUACAAAAACUAGAAAGUUUUGACAGACGUAAAUACGAUUUUACAAAAAUAGAAAGCAUGCCUUACUACGAUUAUUUAAAAACACUAAGGAAGCGAAUAAAACGACGAGGAACUAGUUUGGAUGCUUUCAGAACUUUUCUAGGGUCUUUAACAACGAGCUGGGAAAAGUUCCACAGGGGCAUCCACCAGUAUCAUCUUUACAAUCCUGACGACUCGACCGUGGAGGAUCUUCUUAGGGACGUCGCCCAGGAACCUAUCGUCGACGUCGAAUUGAAAGAAGGCGGUACACAAUUGAAGCUGAUUAUAACAUUCAGUGAUGAAGGUCAGGCUUUGUUUAAACCCAUGAGGCACCCCCGGGAACAGGAGACGCUUCCAAACCAUUUCUACUUCAGUGACUACGAACGCCAUAAUGCGGAAGUAGCUGCAUUCCAUCUUGACAGAGUCCUAGGUUUCUACCGUGUCCCACCUACUGCUGGCAGAGUUGUGAAUAUGACGAGGGAUAUAAAGCGUUUAGCAGACCACAAAUUAGCCAAGACAUUUUUCAUAUCUCCAGCCAACAAUCUUUGUUUCCAUGGCAGUUGCUCAUAUUAUUGCGACACAGGCCAUGCCAUCUGUGGAACCCCAGAUUUACUUGAAACAUCAAUGGCGGCCUUUCUUCCGCCGGAAAAAAUAGCGCCUCGCAAGACAUGGCGUAACCCAUGGAAACGGUCAUACAGCAAACAUCGCAAGGCCUACUGGGAGGUGUAUGAUGAUCUAUGCGAUAAAGUGAAGUUAAAAUCUCCAUAUAAUACAGGUCGCCGUCUGCUGGAUCUGAUGGACACACAUAUAUUUGACUUCUUGACAGGUAAUUUGGACAGACAUCACUAUGAAACAUUCAAAGAUUUUGGCAACGACACCUUCCAUCUCCACCUGGAUAACGGACGAUCAUUUGGAAAGUGGCGACAGGACGACAUGAGUAUCCUUGCUCCGGUAUUCCAGUGUUGCAAAAUAAGAUAUUCCACGUUCAUGAAGCUCGCCAAAUUCUACAUUGGACCAGACAAAGUUUCAACAUUAAUGAAAGCAUCCACGUCACGUGACAAAAUAUUCCCGGUCCUCAUCGAGAAUCAUCUGUUAGCGCUGGAUAGACGUGUUAUCAAGAUUCUGAAAGAGAUAAACAUAUGUAUACAGAACGGAAAUGAUAUCAACGAUGUGAUAGAAGAUGAUCAUUUCUGA
Molecule: messenger RNA, 1584 nt
Organism: Ylistrum balloti
Lineage: Eukaryota; Metazoa; Mollusca; Bivalvia; Pectinida; Pectinidae
Product: extracellular serine/threonine protein kinase FAM20C-like
Exons: 8
Coding region: 1-1584 (527 amino acids)
Biological process (GO): protein phosphorylation
Cellular component (GO): Golgi apparatus
Molecular function (GO): phosphotransferase activity, alcohol group as acceptor
Source: RefSeq, a predicted model, not a curated record